AUGGAACAAAACAAUGAAACGUCUGGAGAUGAUUUUAUUUUGCUUGGUUUCUCAGACCAGCCCCAGUUGGAGGUCAUUCUUUUUGUGGUAGUUUUGAUAUCCUAUCUUCUGACCCUGGUGGGCAACACAGCCAUCAUCAUGGUCUCCUGCCUGGACUCCAAACUUCACACACCUAUGUAUUUCUUUCUCACGAAUCUCUCCUUCCUUGACCUUUGCUUCAGUACCAGCAUUGUCCCCCAGCUAUUGUGGAACAUGAAGGGACCAGCCAAGACCAUCCCACACACUGGCUGUGCCAUACAACUCUAUGUGUCUCUCUCUGUGGGUUCCACAGAAUGUGUUCUCCUUACAAUCAUGGCAUUUGACCGCUAUGUAGCUGUCUGCAGACCUCUCAAUUACACUACUGUUAUGCACACAUCAUUUUGCAAGGCCUUAGCAGGAAUAGCCUGGCUAAGUGGAGUAGGAAACAGUCUCAUCCAAGGCACCAUCACCCUUCAGCUUCCUCGAUGUGGGCAUCGCCAUCUCCACCACUUCCUGUGUGAGAUGCCUGCCAUGAUCAAUUUGGCAUGUGUUGACAUUCAUGCGAAUGAAGUUCAGCUUUUUAUGGCCACGUUAGUUCUCCUCCUUCUUCCUAUGGCAUUAAUAUCGGUCUCCUAUGGAUUCAUUGUGCAAGCCAUGAUAAAAAUUAAAUCAGUCCAAGCUUGGCACAAGGCCCUAAGUACCUGUGGUUCCCAUCUAUUGGUGGUGUCCCUCUUCUUUGGGACCAGCUCAGUCAUAUAUAUUCAACCAAAGAGAUCCUAUGGCCACAGCCAGGGAAAGUUCCUCACACUCUUUUAUACUGUUGUGACUCCAACCCUCAACCCCCUCAUAUAUACUCUAAGGAACAAGGAUGUGAAAGGAGCCCUGAAGAGACUGCUGAGAAAAGAACAAAAUUCCUAA
Molecule: messenger RNA, 936 nt
Organism: Cynocephalus volans (Philippine flying lemur)
Lineage: Eukaryota; Metazoa; Chordata; Mammalia; Dermoptera; Cynocephalidae
Product: olfactory receptor 2G3-like
Exons: 1
Coding region: 1-936 (311 amino acids)
Biological process (GO): G protein-coupled receptor signaling pathway; detection of chemical stimulus involved in sensory perception of smell
Cellular component (GO): plasma membrane
Molecular function (GO): olfactory receptor activity; G protein-coupled receptor activity
Source: RefSeq, a predicted model, not a curated record